UUGAACCCCGCCCUCACCAUGAUCGGUAAAUACUUCUUCAAGCGCCGUCCCAUCGCCAACGGCAUCGCCAUGGCGGGCAGCCCGGUGUUCCUCUCCACCCUCGCCCCGCUCAACACCUGGCUGUUCGACCAGUUCGGCUGGAGGGGCAGCUUCCUGAUCCUCGGGGGACUCCUGCUCAACUGCUGCGUGGCCGGCGCCCUCAUGCGGCCCCUCAAACCCUCGCCCCAAAAAGCCAAGCUCGACGCAGAGGCCAGCGAGGUGAAAGCCGUGGAGCCAGUCGCGCCGCAGCAGAAGAAGACCGUCAUGCAGACCAUCAACUCCUUCAUCGACCUGACGCUGUUCCAACACCGCGGCUUCCUGCUCUACCUCAUGGGGAACGUGGUCAUGUUCUUCGGCCUCUUCGCGCCGCUCGUCUUCCUCUCUAACUACGCCAAGAGUAAGGACAUCAGCAAAGAGAAGGCGGCCUUCCUGCUGUCCGUGCUGGCCUUCGUGGACAUGGUCGCCCGGCCCUCCAUGGGCAUGCUGGCCAACACCAAGUGGGUCCGGCCCAGGAUCCAGUACUUCUUCGCUGCCGCCGUGCUCUAUAACGGCGUGUGCCACGUGCUGGCGCCGCUCUCCGUGGACUACACCGGCUUCGUGGUGUACGCCAUCUUCUUCGGGUUUGCGUUCGGCUGGCUGAGCGCCGUGCUGUUUGAGACGCUGAUGGACCUGGUGGGAGCGCAGAGGUUCUCCUCCGCCGUGGGGCUGGUCACCAUCGUGGAGUGUGGGCCGGUGCUGCUCGGACCACCGCUGACAGGAAGUUUCUAUAACUACUACGAGCACUACGACUACACCUACGUCUCCUCCGGCAUCAUCCUCAUCGUCGCCAGUGGGAUCCUCUUCGUAGGAAUGACCAUCAACUACCGCAUGCUGGCGCGGGAGAAGAAGGAGGAGGAGAGGAGAGAGAGGGAGGAGCCUAAGGAGGAGCUCACCGCCAUGUUGGCGCCUCCUUCUCCGUCAAAAUCUGACGAGGAGGCGGCGGAGAAGAAAGCACCUGAGGCCGUCGCCCUGGAGAACGUGGCCAGGAUGGACGAGGACACGGUGUAGAUUUAUUUUUUAUUUUUUAAACAGACCCAAGAUGGGCGCACACGCUUCACAGAAACCGAAACCCACGCCGUCUUUAUAGAGAGGUAAAUCCCUGAAGCCAUAGACACCUAAGUUUAUCUUUAAGAACAGAGACAGCUGCUGUGACGUGAGCUCGCCAAGGAGCUUUCACCGAGUCCUUUUGGUGACCUCGAGUCCUCCAGGAGCUCACACACUCUAACACACCAGCUAAACGUUAUCCGAACACCUGAUAGACGCACAGCAGACAGAAUGACUUUAAGAGAACAUUUUAGGAUACUAAUCUCAGGGUGCCAUUACGGUUUAGAACCUCACUCACAAACAUGCAUGACAUCCACCCAAACUGAGGCCAACAGUUUCCUGCCAUUGCUUCACUCGUGCAGGGCUGGACAUAAAGGAAAGGACACGUUGAUAUCACAGUAGAGCUGUUCAUAGGUUCAGCGUGACAUCUUGUUUUUAAUGUAGAUUUAUGCAUAACAAAUGUACAAUUUGGGAGAAAUACGUCCAGAAGUCAUAUUUUUAACUCUUAGAAACAAAUAAAUGGGAAAGUAAGGAGGUUAAAUGUAGGUACAUUUUGAGAGGUCUGAAGGGUCACACUGA
Molecule: messenger RNA, 1701 nt
Organism: Notothenia coriiceps (black rockcod)
Lineage: Eukaryota; Metazoa; Chordata; Actinopteri; Perciformes; Nototheniidae
Product: monocarboxylate transporter 1-like
Exons: 2
Biological process (GO): plasma membrane lactate transport
Cellular component (GO): basolateral plasma membrane
Molecular function (GO): lactate:proton symporter activity
Source: RefSeq, a predicted model, not a curated record